This is a messenger RNA of Thamnophis sirtalis, 4328 nucleotides long. The record is from RefSeq and is a predicted model, not a curated record. NCBI's taxonomy places the organism in Eukaryota, Metazoa, Chordata, Lepidosauria, Squamata, Natricidae.
CUAUUUAUUUAUUUAUUUGUUUUUUUUUCUUAAAAUCUACUUUUCGUUCUCUCGUCUUCGUACUUCCCACAAACCCCCCUUCCCACUUUUCUGCUUUUGCCAUGGGAAUGGUGGCAAAUCUCUUGGCUAUUGUCAUGUCGGCUUCAUUUUUCAACCCCAGCUUUGCCUUCAGUUCGCACUUCGACCCUGAUGGCACUCCCUUGAGUGAGCUCUCCUGGUCUUCCUCUCUGGUGGUGGUGGCCGUUUCCUUCUCAGGACUCUUCACCUUCAUCUUCCUCAUGUUGGCCUGUCUGUGCUGCAAGAAAGGGGGCAUUGGCUUCAAGAGCUGGAGAAGCGAAUCCCGGGAGAAGAGGCUGAGGAUGGUUUUGAGGUGUCUGCCUUGCACGGGGGCCAGCACAGUGCCCAAAACAGCCUGUAAUGUAGAACUGGGGGACCCUGGGCAGCCCUCCCCCUGCCCCCUGACCAAGGAAUUCAGUAAUGCUGACGGGGAGGAUUAUCCUAGUGAAUUCUCAGCUCAAGGCUCACCAGCCACCCAGAAUGGCCCUGAAGUUUAUAUUCUGCCUCUCACCGAAGUAUCUUUGCCAAUGUCUAGGCAACCUGGGCGCUCAGUGCAGUUGCUCAAAUCCACUGACCUGGGACGCCACAGCCUGCUAUACCUCAAAGAAAUUGGCCAUGGAUGGUUUGGCAAGGUGUUCCUCGGUGAGGUAAACGCAGGGUUGAGCAGUACUCAGGUGGUGGUGAAGGAGCUUAAAGCCAGUGCCAGCGUGCAGGAUCAAAUGCAGUUCUUGGAAGAGGCACAACCUUACAGGGCACUCCAGCAUACCAAUCUCCUGCAGUGCUUGGCUCAGUGUGCAGAGGUGACGCCCUAUCUGCUGGUUAUGGAAUUUUGCCCAUUGGGUGACCUGAAGGGCUACCUACGAAGCUGCCAUGCUGCAGAGGCUCUGGCACCUGAUCCUUUGACACUGCAACGCAUGGCCUGCGAGGUAUCCUGUGGCUUGAUGCAUCUUCACCGCAACAACUAUGUCCAUAGUGACUUGGCCUUGCGGAACUGCUUACUCACAGCUGACCUUACUGUUAAAAUUGGUGACUAUGGCCUUUCUCACUGCAAAUACAAAGAUGACUACUUUGUGACCACUGACCAACUAUGGGUUCCAUUACGCUGGGUAGCCCCUGAAUUGAUUGACGAAGUCCAUGGCAACCUGCUGAUCGUCGACCAGACUAAGACUAGCAACAUCUGGUCUUUGGGUGUGACUAUCUGGGAGCUGUUUGAGCUGGGUGGCCAGCCCUACUGCCAUUAUUCCGAUCGGCAAGUCCUCACUUAUGCUAUCAAAGAACAACAGCUUAAACUUUCCAAACCACAACUUCCGCUCUCGCUAUCUGAUCGCUGGUAUGAGGUGAUGCAGUUUUGCUGGCUUCAGCCAGAGCAGCGCCCCACCGCAGAGGAGGUGCACCUACUGCUCUCCUACCUGUGUGCCAAGGGGGCUUCUGAAGCAGAGGAGGAAUUUGAGAGGCGCUGGAAUUCCAUGAAACCCGGAGGCACCGGUGGUUCAGGCUCUGGCUCUAACCACAUGGGUUUGGAGCUUUCCUCCUUCCCUCUUCUGGAGCAUUUCUCCAACGAUGGCGACGAUGUUCUCACUGUGAUGGAGACAAGCCAUGGCCUCAACUUUGAAUACAAGUGGGACCAAGGGAAAGCUGAGCAUCUCCCAGCCUCAGCCAUGAGCCCUGGUGGGGCGGCACGUUAUCAUGAGCUCUACUACGCGGCGAGCAGCAGCAGUGGGGGUGGGCACCUCAGCCUGGGAGUGUCCCCCUCUUGCUAUGAAUGUAAAAUACAGGGGUGCCCUGGUUUGCACACACCGGGGGUGGUCCCUGUGCUGAGUGCCCAUAGCCCCUCUCUGAACAGUGAGUACUAUAUUCGCAUUGAAGAGGUGGCAUCUGAAGGCAGUGGGAAUGACCUGGACUAUACUGUGUGUUCCUACAGCCCUGAGUUUAGCCGUUCUUCACGCUGGCAAACCAAGGAGGACCCCUACGAAUCCAGCAAUAGUCCCACCAUCUCACUCACCAUGGAACCCCUCCUGGGUCAACCAGCACACCCUGAAAGCCACUGGGAACCCUCUGACUAUUACUCCUAUGGAGAACAAGACAGUAAAGAGGCCCCAUACUACGAGGACUCCCUGAAGGACAGCGCUGAGGAAUAUCUGCUCAAGGAUCCCAGUGAUUCUGAGUGGCCUGGUCUAGCUUUGCAGAAAAACAUUUUUGCUGAUCCACUUGGUGUGUCCCCAUCAGUGAAUUACACCUGUGAGGAGGGUCUAUCGGACUCAGUCAUUCUGGAAGUGGCAGAGGAGGAGCGCUUGAGUGAUAGUCCUAGGAGUGAAAGAAAUGAAAACUCCGAAUCUCCCUCUUCAGGCAAGCCUUGGACACCCAACACCUCGGUCAAAAAUGAUAACGAUCACCUACUGCCAUCAUGUGAACCCCUUGCCAAAGAUAGUUGGUGCUACCGGCAUAUGAUCACUUUCCAGGGGCUAAUGGCACAGCCACUGGGCACAGUGCCACGGGAUGAGCCAGCAUUAGGGAUCAAAGAUCUGCGAGCAGCUCUGCUAGGUGGGGAACACAUGACAUCAUCAUCCCAUAUAGGCUCCCCAUGUCCAGACAGCGAUUUUCCUGCAGAGGAAAAUGUCUCAGUUGAAAGUGCUGCUACAUUGCCUGGCAUGGAAAGCUCUGCAGAUCCCUUGACAGACAGCAGAGUGGAGAGCCCACAAGCCACCACUCCAUCAUUGGGGGAAGACGUUUCGAUGGGUAUGUCAUCAACACCAUCACUGUUAUCUUCCAAGGAAGAAGCUGCCAGCAGCAUGGAGGCUAUAGAUCCAACUCUGCUGGAUGAAUCAAUAGCUGAGGUGUCAAACAUCGAAGAAGACCCUAUGGAAGAGACCUCCACUGGAUGCUCACCUAAGUUGCCACAGGAGAUCAAUAUAGAAAGUGGCAAGAACACCAGUAGCGAACAAGAUAGGACACCAGACAAGACUGUUUCCAGUGCCAGUUUCCCUGACUUGGAUGAGGCCAGUGAUGAGGACUCCACUGAUCUUACAUCUGGAGUUUUUAUUGACUUCCCAGUUGACUGCCUUGAGCAGCAAGAUAUAAUCCCCGCUUUCAAAACCUUACAGAAGCAAGUAGGGACUCCAGAUUCACUAGAUUCAUUGGAUAUCCCCUCUACCACCAGCUCCUGUGACACAUUCAGUCCCAUAGCUUAUAUAUCCUCAAGCCAGCCUAAGGCACUGGAUAGUGGCUAUGAUACAGAAAACUAUGAGUCACCUGAAUUUGUCCUCAGGGAACCUUAUGAGUCACGGGAAUCUGAAGGUUCUGAUAAGCUAGGGACAUCUGAAGAUGAUAAGGAUGAUCAAGUCAAAGAGCAGAGUCUUUCUGAUUCUUUUACUGCUGAGCUGCAGGCCUUGAAUGAGAAGAACCCUUACCGUGACUCCGCAUAUUUCUCUGACUAUGAUACUGAAGGUGGCACUCGGGAGGAUGGAGAAGAGGACAGCGAUGCUUCUGAAGAACAUGAACCGGAAGUCUCCCAGUCACACACUGAAGAACUGAAGGAAACCUCUGAACCAAUUGGCAGGACAGAUGAGCCUCUGCCAGCCAGUCCUGAACCCAUUUGUCCACAUGAAGACUGUGUGGGUUGCAUCUCUCCAGGAACAGAGGACCAGGACACGGGAAAAGACAGAGAUAUUAACUUGUCACAGGAACUGUUGAUCAAUGAAGCAACUGUUGAUAAGUUGGAUUCAAACUUAUUUCAGGAUAAGAAUCAUGGGAUCGUUGUGCAAUUCCAGGCACCAACUCUCACCACCAGAUCUUUCAUCUUGUCUCCUGUAGUUGCCAAUUUAGAGGAACCCAGGGUACGUGGUGAAGAAAAUGAGGUAAAGGAUUCAGGACAGGAGAAUGUGACAAAGAACACUGAACAACCUGAGGAAAUACAGGCAAAUGGCCAUCCCAAGGAACUUCAGAGCAACCUUGGUCUCUCGCUCAAACUGUCAGUAGUACCAUCCCAGCUGUCAUGUAGCUCCACUGAUAUUGAAGAGGAAGAAGACGACACUGAGGACAGUGAUGAGUCAGAUGAGGAGCUGCGGUGCUACAACAUUCAGGACCAGAGUGAGGAAAGUGAGGAGGAAUCACCUGCUGUGCCCAUUGUAGUGGCCGAGAGCCACAGUGCCCGUAACCUGCGCAGUCUGCUUAAGAUGCCCAGCCUAGUGGUGGAGACCUUUUGUGAUGACCUUGAGCGCAAGAAGAAAGCUGUUUCCUUCACCGAAGAUGUUACUGUCUACCUCUUUGACCAG